Molecule: messenger RNA, 1979 nt
Organism: Eucalyptus grandis
Lineage: Eukaryota; Viridiplantae; Streptophyta; Magnoliopsida; Myrtales; Myrtaceae
Exons: 3
Coding region: 804-1151 (115 amino acids)
Source: RefSeq, a predicted model, not a curated record
AAAAAGUUUCAACACACAAGUGAACGCCAUAAUAAAAUUAUGGUACAUUUUAUAUUCUUAUCCUUCCUACUUUUGAACGAUGAAGCCAUGUGGGCUUUGCCCUUUUUCUUAAAACCCAUUUACAAUUUUUUUCUUAACUCAGACCUAUCCAAUCUCACCAAAAACAUCACAGAAUAUUAUAUAUUACAUACAUAUUCUUAUUCAAAAUUAAAUUUUCCAAUCAGAAUAUACGAGACCACGUACCUUCUCUGAUCCUAUUAAUCAAAUAAUCGUGAGGCAAGCAAAACAUUGUAUAUCUGUGGAAGAAGCGGCUGUCUUUGUUCGCAAACUGUUUGAGUUAAUUAAUUACGUGGAAUUGAUGGUCAAGGAAGGUCCGCGUUAGUUCCAUGGAUAAAGUAGAAUUUGCCAACUGCGGACUAGAACCCUUUACAGAGAGUGGCAUCUGAAUAAUCAUAUUUUAACUUUAACUUUUUCCUGCUUUGGGGUUUCAGUAAGGUGCAUGCCCUUCCCAACAAGGAAUGGAAUCGAACAUGUUAUAUGCACUCAGAUUUCUCAGUAACAAAUGCUGCUCUGAUUUCGGUGUUCAGUAAUUCAAGGCGUGGCAUGAUGGAGAGCAAGCCCGGUUCAUCCAGACACGACCGCAAAACGAGAGAGAGAAACAGGAGAAAUCAAAUGAAGGCCCUCUUCUCCGAGCUGCACUCCUUGUUCCUCCACGGAGUCCUACGGAAUCAACAUUGUCAUUGUCCGAUCAAUUAAGUGAAGCGGCCAAUUACAUAAAGAGCUUAAAAGUGAAGGUGGAGGAAAUGAGGGAGCAGAAACAGAACUUGUUAGAAGUAGAAAAGAUCAACACGACCAUGAACAAUGGACCGAUGAUUAAAUUCAAGUCGCCGGAGAUCAGAAUUUGGAACACUGGGUCAAUUUUGGAGGUUGUCCUUGUUACUGGAUUGGAUGACCAAUUCAUGUUCAAUGAGACUGCUCACGUGAUUCAUGAAGAAGGAGCUGAUAUUGUCAAUGCCAGUUUCUCUUAUGUUGGUGAUGCAAUGCUUCACACCUUUCAUGCCAAGGUUGGCGAAGGCGAUUCUCCAGACGAGAGAAUAUCUGAGAGGCUACGGAAGAUUGUCAAUGAUAUGCUGAUGGAGUUUCAUCCUUAAUCUAGUGCCGGUUGAAUGUUGCAGAAUUAUUGAAUCUUCAGAGGUUUGUCACUGUUUUCUUAUGAAUAUGUGACUUCAUAUAUAAUUCCGUGGAGUUGCAAAAUGAUUUUCUAAAAGCUCCAAACAAGCUAGCUCUAGCUUUUCCAAACCUUCUCAUUUGUUACCUGACAUAGUACCAUGUUAUUACGAUCGUCUUGUACUCUCACACCCUCUCUAAACAAUUUCCUCACUUACUGACUAUAUGUGUGAACAUCAAUACACUUUUCAUUUCUGAAACCUUUCAUGCAUCAUUUCUAAGUAUUUCUAUAUAAUUACAUGAAAUUGCCUUUCUGUUAGCUUAGAAUGUUAGUGAUAGAGAAUACUUGAAAUCCUCUCUCACGUGCAAGCCGGGAUAAAGAAUGACAUGUGGGCAGAACUUUACAUUGAUAUAGCGUUAGAAGAUACACCCAAAAGUUUAAAUUUAUAGGUGAAGGGAGACCACAUAUAUGUAAAGAGCAUACUAAUCUCGUAGACAAGUGAUGUGAGAUAUUUUUAACACCUUUCACCUUAUAAUAUGGUGGAAGUGCAAGUUGCAUUGUCUAUGUAGUUUUCGCAUUCAACCUUCUUUGAACCCUUCUUUCUGCUCUUUUUUUUUAUUUUCCCCUUUGGGGAAGGAUUGGUCUCGGACUUUAAUCCUCUUGCUGGAUCAGCUUCUAUGGGUCAUUUUAGGAUACCUCAGGCGUACGUAAAAUUUGUUUACAACUCCUAAAAACUCCCAAAAUGAUGUCAUUAUCGCAAAUUUAUCCUCCUUUACAAUUCCGUCCAAUUUCGCAGUUAAAUGUCUUGCUG